Serinus canaria (Common canary) is the source of this 4845-nucleotide messenger RNA. Its product is annotated as serine/threonine-protein kinase pim-1-like. Gene Ontology annotation, molecular function: ATP binding; protein serine/threonine kinase activity. Gene Ontology annotation, biological process: protein autophosphorylation. Lineage: Eukaryota; Metazoa; Chordata; Aves; Passeriformes; Fringillidae. Gene Ontology annotation, cellular component: cytoplasm. The record is from RefSeq and is a predicted model, not a curated record.
AUGGCUGUGGAUCUGGGCUGCCCCCAAGGCGCGGCCGUGGGAGACGGGGGAAACGUCCCGCACCCGCUUUCGGUGUCCCUUUACCGGUGUCCCCCUCUUUUCCCUGCCAUGCCCCGUCCCCGGCCGUCCCGCCGCGGUCUCGCCUCCGACCGGCUCUGGCCGCGAGGGCGGUGGCGCUGCUGGGCGGGCAUCAGUGCCUGGGGCUGGGGCGGCAUCGCCGCCCUUCGGCUCGGCCUGGCCCGAGACCGGCCCCGGCCCCGACGCAGGAUCCAGUUCCGACCCCGGCCUCGGUCCCGACGUGGGAUCCAGUUCCAGCCCCGGCCCCUGCUCCUCCCGGUGCCCACGGAGGACACACGGACCGCGGCCGCUCCCGCCGCCUCCGCUGCGACUUCCCCGGCCCGAGCUCUCUCGCUCCCCAGCGCGGCUGCCGGCCACGAGCCUCUCGUGUCGCGUUCCAAAGACCGAACGCCCGGGCAUGGCCGGCCCGGGGCGGGUGAGGGGCGCUCGGGGGCCGUUGCUGGCCCCGGGCCGAGCGCUGACAGCCGCGUCCUGCCCGCAGGGAAAGCGCAGGAGGCCCUGCAGGAGCGCGGAUUCGGCAGCGUCUGCUGGACGCGGUUCUCGGACGGCGCCCCGGUGGCCAUCAAAAGGGUGCCGCAGAAGCGCGUCCGGCACUGGGGCGAGCUGCCCGACGGCACCAGCGCACCGCUGGAGAUCGUGCUGCUGGACAGCGUGUCCACUGUCUUCCCUGGUGUCGUCCAGCUGCUGGAGAGGCUUGAGCUCCCCAGCAACAUUGUGGUGGUGCUGGAGCGCUCUCAGGACCUGCAGCAUUUCAUUUGGGCACGGGGGUUCCUGUCCGAGGAGGUGGCACAGGAGCUGUUCCGCCAGGUCCUGGGCCGCGACAUCAAACCAGAGAACAUCCUGGUUGACCUGGCCACUGGCCAGGCCAAACUGAUCGACUUUGGCUGUGGCACCUACCUGCAAGACACAGCUUACACUCACUUUGCAGGAACAUGGUCAUACAGCCCCCCGGAAUGGACCCACUUUAGGUGGUACCAUGGCGAGGCAGCAACGAUCUGGUCCCUGGGCAUCCUGCUGCACCAGAUGGUCUGCGGGGAGCACUCUUUCAGGAGGGGCCAGAGCAUCAGCUGGGGCCAGCUCUCACUGCCACAAAGACUCUCAAAGUGGAUCUUCUUCUCUAGGCGCGGGGGGAAUACCAGUGCUGGGAGCCAGCAGCAGGCUCGUGAGCAUCCUACUCUGGCAGCUGCUGAGGAGGUAGCACAUGUCCUGCUCUCCUGCUCUCCUCCAAAACAAAGAAUUGCUGGGAAGGGUUAGGCCCAGCUCUGAGCACGAGCAGCAUGGCCUAGGCAUGGGAAUAGCGGGACAGGAGCCUUGUCCAACUGAUCAGUGGUUUCUGGUUUGUCUCCCCAGAGUGCCAAGUUCUUAUCAGGUGGUGUUUAUUGAGACAGAGUAGAAAUUUUCCAAGUUCCAAAGUAGAAAUCCAUUUUGAUUAAAGUUAAAUGUACAUCUUUUAGUUAAGCCUUGAAAUCUUAGCUGUUUACUCUAAGCUCAGAGAAACUGCUUCAGUGAAAAACAGAGAUGGGGGGUGGGGGGAGACAGGUCAACUUGUCCUAAGAAUUCUUUCUGACAACAAAAGAACAAGCGCUAAGUGAAGUCUGUAAAAUGAAUAUGUAUGAACCUAUUGUGAAAUUGUAUGCAUAUGUAUUUGGGGAGAAAGAUAAAAAGGGACCUAGAGAUCCCAGAAGUACGCAUGCCUUUUAAGGGGAGUAAUCCCGGCAUGCGUCCAGCGCUGCAAUAAACAUACCGGCUUUACAACUUUUACAAAGUUGUGGAGUUUUUUAUUUUCUCCGCAAAGCAUUCUGGCGAGCCAGCCAGGAGGUUCCGUCUCUGUCCCCGCAGGGCAGGAGGGAUAGAGAGACCUCCUAGGCGCGCCCCGGGAUCUUCCCUGAGGAGCCCCGCUGUCCACUUUGCCUUCUGCGAGGACAGACAAGGACCUACUGGCGUGCAGAUUUGGUAUGUAUUAAGAGGGCCCCGGGAGAUCAAGAAGCUGAAUAAGUCACUCAGAGACGUCUGAGUGCUCAGCCUGUGCCUGCAGGCAGACCAGUCGAUAGAGCGACUGAAGGGCGAGAGUUCACUGUCCGAUAGAGGGGCCGCUAGCAACCCUGGGAGUGGGUUCGAGUGAACUCGUGCGUGUGCGUGGUGUCUGGACACUGUAUUGCGGUGUAGUUCAUGCAUUGUGUGGGUUUGUAAUUGUGUGAGUGCAUGGUGUACAAAGGGAGUAUAUCUACAGUGCAGGGGGGUUUCUACCCGCAACUGAAGGAGCCGAGUGAGGCCUGAGGUACCAGCCGGGGCAGGCUGUGGGGCAGGGAGUGCCCUGUAGUGAAGUGGAACUAGUGGAGAAACGUUGGUCAAGAUGUGUAUUGUGUUUAAAGGUAGUGAUUUGUGUGGAUCGGGCACAUUUUAACCGUAUGAGCUCAGGGAGUUCCUCUGCCCUGGUAGUUAGACUUUAUCUCUAGAAUUUUGCUGUGUGCUGUUAUUUUGAUUGUGUCCAGAGUGUGUGAAGACCAGAGGAAGCUCGUGUGGGUAAAUGCUGAAGUGUAUUGUAUGCUGUGUUGUGUUGAGAAAAGUGGGCACUUUGAGAGAUAUGCCCUUUCCCGGUGAGUUUGUGUGGUUCUUCCCCCAUAUUGUGGUAAUUUGAUGCUCGAAUUGUAGUGUUUGUAGAGAUUUUAAGGUUUUGUUUGCAACAAAUGUAGCAUUUUACACAGAAGAACUAGGGUAUGGUGAUUAAUCUUUACUGUAGUAAAACGAACUAAAGGAAUUCCAAGAAUUCCCCCCACACAGCAAUUCCAGCCCUGACUUGUGAAUUUGAGAUAAGGGGGAGAGAGGUGUGUGUCUGUUUGUGGGCAUAUCAAAGUUUUUGCUGUAACAAGCACAGCCUAUUGCAAGGCAGUAAAGUGUCAGUAAAAAUGUGUGAGUUAGAUUGUGAGAGAAGAGAACGAGAACUAGAAAAGACUGAGAUUUUGUAAAACAGGGUUUAGAUAGAAAAGAGAUGAAUGUGCUUAUGAGACUUCAGUUGGUAAUAUAGUAAGUUUGAACUGCAAACAGCCCACUGUAGAAGUUAAGUGAUAAACGCCAAAGUGAUAAACGGAAUAGCCUGCAAGCAAUUCCUGAGAGCUUUUGGUGCAUUGAGAAGCUGGCACCUUGUGUGCAAUGCAGAGUUUCUGUGCCUUAAGGCACGGAUUUCUGUGCCUUAAGUGUAAAUUUAAGGUUCCUGAUCAAGCCAAUUCAGAACUUGAGAUCUUAAAACUUAUGUGUAGAAGAUCACAUCUAAUACCUGCCACCUGAAACUCUGUGUGUGGGAAAAACUGAGAAAAGACGACACUGUGAGGCUUAAGUAGAAACAAGAUAGUAUAAAGAGAAAGAGAAAAUGAGAACUAACCAGAGCAAAGAGGUUCCUGAACUAGCCCUUUUGGGAGGGGCUCACUGAGAGAAAGCUGCCAGUAGGGGCAGCUCAGAAAAGAAAAAGAUUUAUAAUACCUUAUUAUAGUUAAUUCUUGUGAAAAACAUCAAUCACUUGUUUUUUUAAUUUUUAAAUAUUUAAUAGUAAUAAAAUAGUUAUAAAAAUCGUAAUACAAUUAGAGUAAUAAGAAUUUAGACAAUUUGAAUUAAGACAAUAUGAGACAAUAAAAACAAAGAGUUACGGACGUCCGGGUACCUUUUUCUGGGCAGCACAAGCCCGAAAAAGGACCCCCGUUAACAAAGGAUUAACCCUUAAAAACAACAGCCUGUUGCAUAUUCAUACACUUCAUGCAUGAUGCAUAAAUUCCAUUCAAACACAGGAUUCGGGCUGGUCAUCGUCAACUUCUUCCUCCUAAUCCUAACAGCGCCUUCGAGGUGGGAAGAAGUUCAUUUCUUCUGAUAAGAGGGCAAUAAAUUAUUUUUCUCUGAAAGAUUUAGGUGUCCUGCGGCUGCUAUCUCGCUGCAAGUCCUUUCUUUAAAAAAAGUAUUUUACAUAGCAUAGUUUCUAUUUUAACAAUUUUUAUAACUUAAAACUACAUUUAACACACUACUUAAGAGAAUUAAUACAGCGUUACUUUCUAACACAACACAUAUAAUAUUCAUUUCAAUAUUUGCGAAAAGCCAAUCAUAAAAUACUCAUUUUUCACAUAACUAAAAGCAGUAGCAAAAGCAAGAGCAAAGUAAAAGCAAGAGCAAAAAGCAAAAGUUGCCCUAUGUACUGCCCCAUCUGUGUCCCACCAACUGUUGGGGGAGUGAGCAGACUGAUAGCUGCUAACAAAACAAAAUAGAGUUUCACUCUUCAGAGCCAGUGUUGAAGGUACAGAACAUGAUAUCCAGCAUAAACAGAACAAUGACUGGGGAUACAAGCAUCAUAACAUCACCCUAGGACAAAGGGGUAUACCCAAAGGUGAUGGUGUUGUAGAUGCGUAAAUGGUUGGCUCUCACAUUAUCUGUAUGGUAAAAGAAGUUGUAUAAAUGCAUAGUUAUGUUACUGUAAUGUCCUCUCCCCAGUAUGUUUUAUCAUGUGAUGGUUUUGCUAAUCCAUGGAUUUGGGAAGGUUGGCUUGUUACUGUGGGAGCACCUGACCUCCAAUCAGAAUGUAAGAAAGUGACUUCUACUACUGAACAGCAAGGAAGGAGUUGACUGACAAGGCUUUAGGAGGGGCUAGAGAUAUAAAAGGUGAAGCAUCCAACUUGAAGAGGAGUCAACCACGUGGUGGGCUGCGAUGGGGGCAGUUCCCAGGCCUGCUUUUCCUUAUUUAGUCCUUUUCCUGUAUUUUUGUUAAGGUUAAAUAAACCCUUUAAAUUU